Rhodotorula graminis WP1 is the source of this 1074-nucleotide messenger RNA. RefSeq lists its product as uncharacterized. The record is from RefSeq and is a predicted model, not a curated record. Lineage: Eukaryota; Fungi; Basidiomycota; Microbotryomycetes; Sporidiobolales; Sporidiobolaceae. The transcript is spliced from 2 exons. Bases 1 to 1074 code for a protein of 357 amino acids.
AUGUCGUCCCGUCUUCCCCAAGAGCUGUUCGACGCCAUCCUCGACAAGCUCGCCGAGCCGCCGCACAAGUACAGCGACUAUUACACGAGCAAAGAUGCUCUCGCCAAGGCGUCUCGGUCGUCGCGCUGCCUGAACUCGGCCGCGCAGGCCAACCUGUGGCGCAACAUCUGGCUCCUGGACCCGAGCGUCGCCGAGUUCUGGUCGAUCAAGGCCGCCGCCGCCGUCAGCAAGCUCGGCAGCCGUACAACUACGCUCGUCUAUUCGUCCGACGAAGAGUCGAUCGACGGCGGGCCCCUGGACGUGGCGCACGUCUUCCCGAGCAUCGUCGACCUGCACAUCAUCUGCCGCAUUCUGUCCCCACGCUUCGCAGUCGGCUUGGAGUUUCUCUCCACCCACACCAAGCUUCGCCACCUCAGCCUCGUCAGCCUCGUCCUCGACAACGUCCUGUCCGUCAACCUGCCCGGGCUCGAGACACUCGAGAUGCUCAACUGUCUCCUCUCGGCAGGGGAGGCAGCCGUGUUGCUGCGCCCUCACGUCAUGCCGUCACUGCGCGUCCUGAGCCUGAUCGGCAAUUUGGACCGCGGCGCAAACACCGCCCUCGACCUUAGAGCCGUCAUCGCGCCGAGCCUCCUGCCGCAGCUCGACUAUGCUACGGCCGACGUCUACGGCCUUGACCCCGAGAGCGAGUUGGGCAACGGCGUCGUCCCUCCCUUCCUCUUUGACGCCUCCUGGCGCCACGUCACGCCGCUUCCCAGGCACUCGAAGCCGCUCUACGGCGACCGGCCCAACCCGCACUACAUCUGCCUCGUCCUGACGACCGUCGCCAACGGCCUCCGCCGGUCCACCGCGAGCGCGCCGUUCGUCGUCGUCCUCCCUCGCACGGUCCUCGAGGUCGCCGUCGAGGACGAGCGCGCGGCCGCCGCCGUCCGUUGCCUCGAGUUGAGCGCCCAAGCGCACGCGGCGCGCAUCAUGUGGGUCCCCGAGCCGCCGUGCUGGGACUCGCGGGCCAGGAUGGAGGGCGAGUUUCGCGCGUACGGGCGCGCGCUGCGGCUCGCGAGGGAGGCGGCGGCGUGA